AAACUUUUUGGCGACAUAAAUUCAAUACACAACAAGUGAAUUAAAGUGAAAAUUUAUCAUUAUUUGAUCACAUAAACCAUCCCCUUAAAAAACAAGCAGCAAAAAGACAUCCACAGCAGCAACAAAAAGAAAAGAAAAGCCGGCAAAAACCAUCAACCCUCUUUUGCAUGCAUCGAAAAGGAUAUACACAGUGAGUGAGAGAGAAUUUUGCACAUAAUUCACAAUAUAUGUAUGGUAUAGUACGCUCUUGAGUUGAAUGAAGGAACUAAACGCAAGCGCAAUAAUUUCUGAUUUUAAAAGCAUCAUAUUGGAUAAUUUCACUUGUAAAACAACAAUCGAGUGCAUCGAAUGUGGAUAUAGUUUGCUGUGAGCAGUCAGUCUUGUCAUCAAUUGUGUGAUAUUAAUUUGUGUAUUGGGAACUAGGAACGGAAAUUAAAUUCGUAACGAAUUGUGCUGACAAUGGAUGAUCAACCGAAGGAAGGUGGUGAAGGAGAUAAGAAAAUUGUCCACACAUAUGCACUAGUUAAGCAUUCCGACAUGAGUGACGACAUUAAAAACGAAGCAAUUGAAAUUGUGACGACAGCAUGUGAGAAGUAUGCACAAAAUUAUGAAUUGGCUGCAAAAACAGUUAAAGAAGCAAUGGAUAAAAAAUUUGGAUCAUUUUGGCACUGUUGCGUUGGUGAGGGCUUUGGAUUUGAGGUGUCGUACGAGACGAGAAAUAUUUUGUAUCUAUUUUUUGGUGGAAAUCUUGCUAUUGUCCUGUGGAAAUGUUCGUGAAAGUUAUUGAUGAUUAAAUAUAUGCUGUAAAUAAUUCUCUUCCAAAAAAUAUGUGAAAUUAUUUUGUACAAAUUUGAAUAAAUGGACAAUGUGGGGUGCAAUUUAUUGUCAAGCAUAAUUUAUGCUGUCAAAAGUGGUGUGAGACUUACGAAUUGUGACAAUCUUGGUUUGUUAAUGGAUGUUGGUGUUAUUUAAAUAUUAAAUUGUGUGUGAUUAAUGGUAAAUUUGAUGUCAAAAAAGACAGCAUAUGUCUAGUCAGCUUGAUCGAAAUUAUCGUAUCCCAGAUUGUCCAUCAAAUGUAGAUGUUGACUUUAUAUUAAUUAUUUAUCAAUAAAAUAAGUGAAAUAAAAAAAAAACUAUUUUUGGG
Messenger RNA from Chironomus riparius, 1144 nucleotides. NCBI's taxonomy places the organism in Eukaryota, Metazoa, Arthropoda, Insecta, Diptera, Chironomidae. The record is from the annotation of a GenBank genome assembly.